Molecule: messenger RNA, 3192 nt
Organism: Symbiodinium sp. CCMP2456
Lineage: Eukaryota; Dinophyceae; Suessiales; Symbiodiniaceae
Source: the annotation of a GenBank genome assembly
AUGAAGCCUGUCGCAGCAAAGCUUGCGCUCGUGGUGUCCUGCUUUCAUCUACUGGCCGCAGUGAGGCCCAGCGGUGAGGUUCUGACGCAGGGCUUUGGGCCUGGGAUCCCAAAAUGCCCCACAGCGCGUCCUGCAUCAAUGUCAGGCCAAACAUUCCUGCUGAACAUGGGAGAUUUUGAGAACAUUUCGAUCUACCAAGAUUGGAUGCUGUCAGAGUCCGCAGAUUGUAGCAACCGCGUUGGAGCAGCAGUUCUGGAUCCUGAGGUGAAUCACACGAACCCAUCUGAAAGUUCAGAGCUUUGGCUGAAUAUCCUGCAUGUUCAACCUGACGUCAGUACGGUGUUUCUAUGCAGCCAAAGGAAACAUCAUCAGACAGAGCAGACAGUUCCGUGCUUGGCCAAGUUGAAUUUGAAGCAGAGACGGGUGACGUUGGUGGAUAUGUUGCAGCCUUUUUUGCGUCCUUUUUUGAAUGAAAGGGUGUUGAGAGGUUUCCAAUCCUUGGCAUAUUACCAGCAGUACAUGUUUGAGGCAUUUUUGCUUGCAGGGCUCUUGAUGUUGGCCGCCUUGGCAGUCUGGUCUUCCUAUCUGUUCUUCAGUGCCAAGGCAGAGGGUUCGCGCUUUGUAUUCAUCGAGAGUAGUAGCUCUAAAGGUGGCAUGAUCUUGCCAUCCCCGGUUGAUACAGUGCUCCUGUCGUUGAAGAGUUCGUCUCUCUUUGUGGCCGGCUGUGGCCUAUUCAUGGCUCAGGGGUGCUUCUUCUUCGAGAAACAUGAUGAUGCAACCAGAGUUGGCUACGUACUGAUUUUAGUUUUUCCACUCGUUUUUGGGAGUGCCGCCUUGCUCCGCAUCUCCAUCUCAGCUGCACGCUGCCGGGUCUACUUCCAGGCUCUCAGAGAUGGGACGCUGGUGACAUACAAGACCGGCCUGUGGCGCAGUCAUUUGUUGAUUUGGUUUUGGACAGGCGCAGUGCUCUGCAUGGGCAGCGCAGCCCGUGUUUUGUGGCAGCAGGGUUCGUUCAAUCGCACUGGAGUGCUGCAGUUGGCUCUUCUUGCAUCUCCGCUGUAUUAUAUGUCCUCCAGCAUAUGGAACACUUUGGCUGCUGAAGCUACUGUGCUCAAAGGUCAUUGCAUGAUGGCCUUGGGACGUGAAGAGAGCAAAGCUGAGUUGAAGCCGAUGGAAGAGUCCGCGCUAAUAUGUGCAGCUAGGGGUGAAGCCUCAGGAACUCCGGCUGCUGAGUUUGGAAUUCGUGAUUUGGGCUGGGUCGGGCCUUACGCGGCCAAGGACUAUUUUGGUUUUCAGAAGCUUGUGCUUCAAUUCUUUCAGCCAAUAAUGCUUGUCAUGCUGUUGGGCUUGGCGUUUCUCACCUGGAAACAUGUACUGCUCACAUUUGCAAUUCAGCCCGAGUUAAAAGACAUUAUGGUGCAGGGGGGCAACCUCACAUCUCAGCAUUUCUUUCCGGAGAAGACACGCUACGGAGUUGUUGUGCACACCACGAAGCCUGACUUCACCCUGGUAGCGCUAUUGGAUCAACAAGAUCCCAACACGAUGCAGUUGUCCCAGAGAAAAGUGGAUGCAAAGUACGAAGUCCUGCAGCAUACUGCCGGAGACCAGCUGGAACAACUUGUCAAUAUGAACACCGAUCGGUAUCCCGUGGACAUAAAAGUCCAAGUAAACGACACAAGCAGCUCCGUCGAUUACAGUCUACAGAUGUUCAAGUUCGAUGUGGUGCCUGAAUCAAUCACAGCCGCGGGCACUACAGUUAGCGGGGAAGAUUUUCGGACAUGUGUUUCUUGGGAUGUGUUGUGCCGGCAUCCUACAAUCUACCUGCCAUCUGAUCUGACAUCCCUUUCCCUUAACGUCUCUGUUUUGCACUUCAUUAUGGACGUGCCACAGAAGCAUCGGCGGGAGGCUGCGUACACCGUGCAAUUUGCUCCAAACUUGACUUGUCGGACGCUUGACUUUAGAAAACGUGGCUGGGUAGCCGUACAACAGACCCAAGCAGGCUGCUACUAUGUCUCCCCACCAUUUGCAGACAAGUGUGGCAUGUCCGAUCAUGAGGACAUUGAUUUCUUCCUCCGCAGCCGGAACCUCAGUCUGGAAUGGACUUUCUGGGCAAGAUCUGACAACGACAAAGCUGACAAUGACACAGUCCCGAUCGUGAAGACCACAUCUACAUCACAAGUGUCCUUGCCACUUGAUCUUCCGUCAGCGGACUCCAGGCGAGGGGAUAUUCUCCUCGAGAUGGACGUGACCAUGUUCUUUGAUCGAUUCGACCAGUUUCCGGUGCUUGGCAAAACCACCCCGUAUGCCCCGCCGAAUGCAGAGAUCCGUCUUCACUUGGGUGCGCCAGCGUUGGACGACCUCUAUUCAAUUAAGGCCUUCUGUCCGGGUGUAGACCUGUCGAUUCGGAAACAGACAACCAGGUUUGAAGACUCUGACAAACAGUGGGUAGUGUUGAUCCGAGAUUCCAAAAAGUUCAUGGAGGCCGCAGUCUUGACCCUCUUUGUGGUAUCAGAGUAUGCUGAGUGUUCUAUCACUUCCUUGGAGACCGCUGCUUCAGGACUUCUGCAUAAUUUGCAACCCAAGAGUGUCCUGUACGAUGAUGCAUUGCACACCCAGACGGCCAGCUUUGAAUUUGACUUAGCUGCGUUCCGGGAGAUUCUGACAAGGACACACGCCCAGUCCGUACAACUACUUGGGAGAACAAGCUGUACGUCCAGUUUUCACAAUGUCAAAGGCCACUUGAGUAUUGCCGUGUGGCUUUUGCCUGAGCCUCUAAUUGCUGUGGUUCCGGAAGUGCGCGAUGUGCCCCUGCAGUGGGAUGUGUUUCCCUGCGUGCAACUUCCCCUCUGCAGUGUCGUACGCAUAGCCAAACCUACAGGGGGUACCAGGAUUCAAGAUGUUUCAGCUUUGGCGUUGACUUUUCUGGACAAGGGCAAUAGCUCAUGUUCUGCCGAAUGGAUUCGGCUCAGUUCCCCUGACUUUGAUUCCUUGGGAGAGCAGCUUCAGCCCACUUCUGGGCCGGAAGACUGCGUGGGAGAGAUGAAGACUACGACGGUCUGUGGGGGAAAUCAUCCCUCGUCCUCUGUUCAACUCGGCCUGACAUCAGGAACACGGCAGCUGGCUCUAGUAGCCAAGUUCCGCUGCGACACUUUCUUGAGUCCGAAGCUGAAGUACAAGGUGUAUAUAGCAUGA